GAAUCAUGGAUUGAUCACUGUCACAAUUAGAUCACAACGGCAAUCGUGAAACAGCUAGCAAGAGAAAUCGAUCGCCAAGAACCCAACCAAUCAGCUGCUACAAAGCAAAGAUCAUCAGGAACCGUGCCGAACGUAGUCUAUCAACCAUGACGACGACAAUGAAGAAGGAGAUGGUGUUCUUCGACGUGGAGACGGCGGCGGCACCGUCGGCGUCCGACACGGACCGCCGGUGGCACAUGCUGGAGUUCGGCGCCAUCCUGGUCUGCCCGCGCCGCCUCGUGGAGCUCUCAGCCUACUCCACCUUCAUCCAGCCCGACGACCUCUCCGCCGUCUCGGGCCGCUUCGCCUCCUCCCCGUCCCACGCCGCGGCCUUCGCCGAGGCCCCGUCGUUCGAGGACGUCGCCGACGACAUCUUCGAGCUCCUCGACGGCCGCGUCUGGGCGGGCCACAACAUCCGCCGCUUCGAUUGCCACCGCGUCCGCGACUCCUUCGCCGCGGCAGGCCGCCCGGCGCCCGAGCCGGCGGGCGUCGUCGACUCCCUCGCCGUGCUAGGCCGGGUGUUCGGGCGCCGCGCGGGUGACCUCAAGAUGGCCACCCUGGCGACGUACUUCGGGAUCGGGAAGCAGACGCACCGGAGCCUCGAUGAUGCGCGCAUGAACCUCGAGGUGCUCAAGCACUGCGCCACCGUGCUGCUGCUCGAGUCGAGCCUCCCCGGCGUGCUCGGCGGCGAGGACGCUGGCGACGGCGCCGUCACCCGGCGGAGGGCCGCCAACAGCAUCGCCGGCAACGUCUUCAACAGGAACAGGUCGACGGCACCGAAGCCGAACACCAACACGCUGCAGAUGGCGUUUGCUCGUGCGGCCGCGUCUUCCACGGUGACGGCGGUGACGACUCCUGCUUCCGCCGCGGUUCAGAAGGUGAACGGGAGGUCGUGCAAGAGGGACAGUACGGGGAAGGUGGUGAAGGCCACAACAACGGCGACGCCUAGCGCCGCUCCAAGAGCCCGGCGGCCGGUGACCACGACGCCGUUCAGCAUGAUCCUCAGGCACUCGAGGGCCAUCGUUAGAUGAUCCAUCGAGUCGAUCGACUAAUUGCUUGGAUACUGAUUUCCAUUCAUUCAUUUCUACAUGGAAAUUGAUGUGCAGUGUACAAAAAACCCUGCUAGGUAGCUAGCUCUGUUCAUAUUUAACUCAGGUUUGAUUAGAUAUCAACACAUUUCAUUACA
This is a messenger RNA of Lolium perenne, 1225 nucleotides long. RefSeq names its product protein NEN4. Lineage: Eukaryota; Viridiplantae; Streptophyta; Magnoliopsida; Poales; Poaceae. The record is from RefSeq and is a predicted model, not a curated record. Gene Ontology annotation, molecular function: 3'-5' exonuclease activity; nucleic acid binding.